Messenger RNA from Maylandia zebra (zebra mbuna), 5494 nucleotides. The record is from RefSeq and is a predicted model, not a curated record. Lineage: Eukaryota; Metazoa; Chordata; Actinopteri; Cichliformes; Cichlidae.
UGAAAACAGUGAGUCAGGAUGCUAUGGUUGACUUUUUCAAAGAAAUUGAGGACUAUGUCCCCUAUGGCUUUACUGUUUACACGCUAGAUGACAAGAGACUACUCUGUCUUCAAAAGUGCAGUCCAUAUAAUGACCGGGACAUCCCAGAGCUUUCAUUUCUUGUGCUGGAGGAAGGAUUGUGUUGUCCUCUCUAUGAGUCAGAAGAAGUUCUCGUCAAGCCCAUUGCAGAAUUGAUCUCUGAGAGGAUUCAGUACACCCCAUGUGAAAACAAUACAGAAAAAAUCAGCAUUCCUGGAUUCUUGAAGACUCUGGUGGAGAAGAAAGUCUCAGUGUGGGUUCAGAAUGCCUUUCUGGCAAUGUUACUGAAAGAAGGACGUGAAUAUGUCGUAGAAAAUGACAACGUCUGUCCAGUGGACUUCAGAUCCACUGGUAUUGUUGAACUGAAUAAGAAAUGGGGUGAUGGUCUGCAGCAGUUUGUGGAGAUUAAACACCAAGUCAAACUGAGCACAAUUUCAACAGUGACAAACUACAUUUCCAACGUUUCGUUUUUUGAGAAAUACCAGGGGAAAAUAUACGGAACAACAGGAACACUGGGGAGCAAAGCAGACAUUCAGUUUUUGCAGGACCUGUAUCCAAAUCUCUCUGUGUGCAAAAUGUCAACAUUCAACAGGAAAAAGUUAUUUGAGGUCAAAGGUACUCUGAAAAAAACAGCUGAAGAAUGGAAAUCUGAAAUAAAAGAUGUGGUCACAGCUCAGAUUUCCCCAAAUUCAUACAGAGAAGGAAGAGCAGCGUUGGUGAUCUGUGAAACUAUCAACAAAGCCAACGAGAUCUACGAAGAGCUGAAGAGCUGCAUCCCAAAUAAAAAAUUGAUUCUUUACUGCCGCAGUGACAGAGACAGUUUGAGUAAAAUAGACAAGGAGCUGCUUCCUGGUGAUGUCAUUGUUGCCACAAACCUUGCCGGCCGUGGCACAGACAUAAAAGUGUCCCCAAAGGUGAACAAUAAUGGAGGGUUAUUUGUGAUCCUCUCCUUCCUUUCUGAAAAUACGAGGGUGGAACUCCAGGCUUUUGGACGAACUGCACGCAAAGGUAAACCUGGAUCUGCUCAGAUAAUCAUUUCCACCGAACACCUGCAGCCAUCUUUCAGCACAGUGUCCUCUCUGGAGGAAGCCAAGAGCACAAGAGACAGACUUGCAGCAGAAAAGAUAAAACACAUGAUGAACGAUGUUGCUGAGAUGAAACUGCGGGAGGACCUUUUUUCAGAAUACUGUGAAACACUACAAGAUAUUUAUGACACCACUGAUGGAGACGAGGAAAGAGCUGUUGUUGCCAUCAUGAAUGAGUUCUGGGGGAUUUGGCUGCAAACUAAAUCAGAAGAAAUUGAUCAGUUGAAAAGAAAUGAACUGCAAGAGAGUCUGAAAGCUGAUUUGUCAAAGGCAAAAAGUCAGUCUGAAAGUCAGACUUCACCAAGUUCCAGCAUUUAUCACUAUAUCAAGUUUGGAAAUAUUGCACUGGAUGAAAAAAAGUGGGAUAUUGCAGCCAGACUGUUUGAAAAAGCCAUGAAACAGGAUGAAAGCUGGGCAGCUGUAGCUUUUUACAAUCAUGCAUACUGUAGCCUACUAUACAACAAAAGAAAUCAGAUUACCUCACUAAGGCCAUAGAUGAUCUAACAAAGGCACAGGAAUCUUUGAAGUUUCUUAAUGAGGAACUAAUAGUCUGUCUUCAGUUUGUAAAAAUGUCCUCUGCAGACUCAGCCAACAGCAACACAACCAGCCUGGAAAAACAGUUAUCAACCAGGUCCACAAUGUAUAGUUACUUUGAAAAAAACAUUACUGAGGCCAUCCAAAAGUUACGAGAAAUAAGAGAGAAAGGGAGGGAUGCAAUGGCCCCAAAAUCCCCAAUGUUCUCACUAUUUUCAGAUGCUGAUAAAGAUCUCCAAGAUGAAGCUUACAAUCUCUACAGACGAGGUCUGAAAUAUGUAUUUUCUGUGGAAGAAAAGCCUCGUUUCUCAUGGGAAGGUCUGCUGGUGUUCUUUCUUGGAGUUUUACAGAUUGUUGGAGGAGCACUGCUCAUUGCAUUUACAUUUGGAACAUUUGCUCAAGUUGGAAUGGGACUGAUUAUUGAGGGAAUAUCAGACUGCAUCACUGGCAUUGAGGCCAUGGUGACAGGAGAAUUCAGCUGGAAGUCAUAGGCUAUAGAAAAAGCCAUUUCUAUUGGUGUCCCUCUCAUUGGGUUUGGAGUUGGAAAGCUGAUUUCAAAGGGCUUCAAAUGUUUUAAAUCCUUAGUUAAAUUUGGCAAACAGCUUAAGUCAAUGCCAAAAUUUCUCUCUAGACAAGCUAAAGAUGGCUUCAGUACUGUUUUAAAGACAAAUAUGAGGAAUGCAGUAAAACACACAGCUAAAAAAAUUGCAGAAGAACUCAUCACCUUUGGAUUGGGAAAGGCAGAAGAUGAAAUAAUUAAAAAAAUAUUAGAAGAAAUCGAAAGCAAGGUGAAAGAGAGAACUGAUCAUGAUGUGAAAUUAAAAAUAGAAAAAGAGCCGUCAUCUUCAUUAGUAGACCUCAUUAUUCUUUCACAACUUGAGGACAAAAAACAACUUCAUGAUCUCCUGAAUGACGAGAGAAGAAAGGAAGAGCUGCUGGCCGUUUUCACAGACUUAAGCAAAACUGCAAUACAGCCAUUCUAUGCAGACCUCAGCUGGCAGAACAAACUGAAUUCAUCCCUCUACAAAGUGAUUGAAAAAGCUAAAUCACACACUGGAGGAACAGCAAAAGCAAUUCUGACAGUUAUACAAGGUGUCCACAUGGUCACACUGGCAGGAGAAGCCAUCAGUGCAGUGCUCAGCCUGUCAGACAAAUUCUUUUCAAAUUUUCAUGAACAGCUGAAAAUAUUUAAAGAAAAGCAACGAAAAUCAGAGACUGUGAAUGUAAGUGAUCUGUCUGCAGAAGACAUUAAACUGCUGAAAGAUUUCAAGCAGGAUUUAGGCAGCACCAUCAGUACGUUAUUGGCUGAUGCUUUGGUGGAAGUUUUCCACCAGAAGUUCUCCAGUCACAUGUUUUCUAUUGUUAAAGACAAGGCAAAUGGUGUUAUUGGUAAAUAUGUGAGAAAGGGUUUAAAGAGUGAAAGAACAGAGGAAAAGCUCAGAGCUGGACAGGACAACAGAUACAUUGCAUACAUGCCAAAACACCCAAAUUCUAACCUAAAAGUUGAAGGAGAGGCAGGUCAACGCUCACGAUCACAUGCUGAAAAGAUCAAGAACUCCACGACUGCAGGCACCAUCCUUGAUAUCAGAGUCCUGUCAGAAGCCACUGGCACUAAAGUUGUCAUCCUAACAGAGGACAGCAAUGGAAGACUUACCAAAAUGCAGGAGCUGAGCCCAGACACUCGACAUGCCAGUCAAACUGUGACCCUGAUCUACAGACCAAAGAGUGACCAAUACCCCGAUGGCCAUUAUGAUGUGUACAUCAACAACCAGACAGUGAGCAUAGACAACAAAGGCAAGAGCUGUCUGUUUUCUGCUUGGGCACGUGGAAUAAAACCACAAGCCAGUGAAGAAGAGAUCACUGUGGAAGCAAAUCGUCUUCGAUCUGUGGAGGCUGAUGCUCUCCUCAGUUACCCAGGCCAAUGGGAGCCUUUCAUCAAGCGGAAAGAAUUAACUGAAACAAUCAGGGGAGGGGACUGGUACAUGUUAGAGGGAACUGCACCCAAACAAGCCAUAAAAGAAAGCAAAGAGUUACGUCAGAAAUUAGUUGGCCAAGUAGAAAAAUACAAAAACUGGCAAACACAUGCAAAAGGAAAUAAAGGAAUUGGAAAGUUCAUCAAUGCAGAUCACCAGCCACCAGUCAGUAGCAUAUUGAAGGCCAGAAAAUUGAACCAGAAUAGCAGAUUAGCAGAAGCCAUGCUUGAAGUGGCAACAAACUCAUCUACUGGGAACAUUUCUGAUGUACACAAAUAUCAUGGCCGUGAACUUCCAACAGUUUAUGUGCCUGCAGAAGUACAUCGUGAAUUUCCCAGUACAAAAUCACCAGCCUUCAGAGACCUCUUGGCUGCAGCCAUAAGUAGUAAUGAUGUUGUGGGUACUUUCAAGCUGACAAUCCUUGGUUCAAUGCCAAGAUUCUGGUUGGAUAGUAGCAGGAACUUCAAAAACUUCCAGAAUACAAAUAUAAGCAAAAGCAGACUUAAAGAUUUUGAAAAAAGUUUUCCACACCACAGUGAAAAGAUGGUAAAGGAAUGGUCUGACCAGCUUAAAAACAAAGGUGUUAUGACAGAUGACCAUCUAACUACUAUUAAUAAUUGGAUCGCUAACCAGGGCUACAAAGAUCAAAACGAUCCACACAGGAAAGAAGUUGCCAACCUCCUCUGAUGAAAAGUUUGCGAGAGAGGAGAAUGUGACUCUUACAAGCAAAUGAAGUACAGUGAAAACCUGGAGAUCUUCCACCUGCCUAAUCAUCAUUAUCAGAUAUCUCUGUGCCUUGGUUUAAUUUUAACUUAAUUUUUGUAUUCAGUGUGCUUAUCACAGAAAAAAACUGUUUGUUUAGCCAUUUUUAGCUCAGUAUAGAUUGUAAAUUAAUUUGUUAACUUGCUUAGACUUUGUAGCAAAGCAAUAAUUACACUGUGUCCAGCAAAUUAGUGUGGUGAUAUUAGAUGUGAUAGUUUUAAUCUUUCAAUACCAAUGUUGACAAUAACAAAAAGGGAAGAUUUUAAAACCUGAGACCUGUUGACAUUUGUCACCUUUUAACUCAAUGUUCAAAUAUAUGAACAGCUGAAAUUGGUCACACAUGUUCUGACUCCUUAGCCAGUGCACAAAGAGGACACAAAAAUGCAGCAACAAAGUGUGUCUUAAAGUACAUUAAUAAUCACUCUCAAAGGCUUCUAAAUCAUUAACUCCAGAGUGCCUGAGGGUCCUCCAGUGUUCAAGAGAUAAACUACACAUGUGUUAUAUUAAGAUCUAGCAGCUUGAUUUUCUUUUCUGUUGGUUGGAGCACAAGGUGACUGCUGAUUCUGCAAGAGCCUGACUGUGAAAGAAGCUCUGGAGAUAAAGAAACUGCUUGCAAUGAAUCACAGAAGCUACAGAAAAAAACCUGCAUGUAGUUCUCUGUAAGCAGCAUCCCAUUCGUUAUCUGUUUAAUUCAGUGUAACUAUGAUGGUGGUGGCGAGGGAGGUUAACAAUGAAAUUAUAAUACAUAUUAUCUGUAUUCACCUGAAAACCAUAUAUCCAUAUCUCUAAAAUAUUUCUGUCAAAAUAAAAGUGAGUUAGUAGUAAUAAUUGCAGUGAUUUCCUGUUUUCUUCCAGUGGUGCAGAUUACUGUAAACUGUAGUAAUUUCCCUUACUACUAUGGAAAUGUUUUUACACAAUACUGGACAAUAAAACUGCAGGGAAAUGUACCAAUAUGAUAUUACAUAUUUUAAAAGUUUAUUUAAAUAUAUUUAAAACAUAUUGGUGAAAAUAUGGCCUAUAAACAUAAUUGGCCACUGUUAUGAAAUUCUGGAUUAAAUUGAA